Mya arenaria is the source of this 5233-nucleotide messenger RNA. Its product is annotated as nuclear receptor ROR-beta-like. Bases 179 to 2542 code for a protein of 787 amino acids. Lineage: Eukaryota; Metazoa; Mollusca; Bivalvia; Myida; Myidae. Gene Ontology annotation, biological process: regulation of DNA-templated transcription. The record is from RefSeq and is a predicted model, not a curated record. The transcript has 11 exons. Gene Ontology annotation, molecular function: zinc ion binding; sequence-specific DNA binding; DNA-binding transcription factor activity.
UCUUUGUUUUAAUAUUCCUUUUACAUUUCCGUAUACAUUUACUGACACCUUUCUUUUAAACCGGUGUAAUUCUGUGAAUCGUCACACCACUACCAAUAAAUCACGUGAACUCUGACGCACCUAAAUUACGAGGUUAAAAGUCAGAACGUCAACAUACAACUGUUUAUUUGAAGAAGACAUGGACGCGUCGUUAUCAAAUUUUCUAGAUGAGACUUUAAGCCGAGUUUCACCACUGCCUGUCAACAAGGACAAACACGUGGAUGCCAAGAGUACAUCCACGGAACAAAAGCUGGUCACUUGUCCAUCCUCUCAGCUCAAUUGCACCGAUGGUAAUGUAGGUGGCUCUGAAAGACGCGCAGAUACUAGAGUUCAGACAGUGAGUGAGUCGUUUAACAUCGAAGGUUGUAUGACCACACUGACAGCAACACAAGAAGGAGUAGUGACUGCAGAUCAUGACAUACAUAGGUUCAUUGUUGAACAGGGAAGCACGGCAAACUCAGGUCAUGUAUUGGAUAAUCCCAACUUCUACACCCUAGAAGCACCUUCUGUAAACUUGGCUACGAGCGAUGAUAAAGAAAUACACUACGAAAAUAGCUCAGAUUUGUUAAACAUGGGUCAACAUUCUUAUGGCAGCUUCAGUGUUAAUACAAAUGUGUUCCGAGAAUCAAACCUUUCUGGGCAAUGUGAAAAUCACUUGGAUUAUACCACUGUACAUGACUAUCAUUCUUCUGGACAAAACACACACAGUGUACUAACUGAGCCUUCUUACAUGUCUAGUGAGCAUUAUCAGGCUGUGUUUGUGAUGGGAGAAACUGAAAUACAUUCCAGUGAACCUACAAGUAGCAGUAUUAUGGAAACCACAACUUCAGAGCAUGACAUAGACCAGGCAUUAGAUCUCAUCAUCGAUCACAGCCAUGACAUUCCAGCAACAAACCAGGCAGAUAGUGAUAUUUCUCAUCCACUCUCAUCAAUUUCUCCAUUACCACAGUUAUCAGGACGGCCUACUGGGGAAGACUAUAGUUCAAAAGUGAGGCCCAGAGAAAAGAAACGACGACGACGGGAGAAGAACCCGGACCCCCCUCCUGAGGCGAUACUGCCCCCGUGUAAAGUGUGUGGUGAUAAAUCGUCAGGCUAUCAUUACGGCACAAACACUUGUGAACCAUGCAAGGCAUUUUUCCGACGCACAUUGAAGAAGAAAGAGGUUGACUACAAGUGUAAAUGCUGCCAUGGCGAGCAGGAGAUAUGGAAACAGGGUCCCUACAAGAACGGCUGCCCAGCCUGUCGCUACGAAAGGUGCCUCGCCGUCGGCAUGUCCAAAAACGCAAUCAAAAUUGGAAGAUACACAAACAACCAUAAGACAAGUAAUAUCAAACAAGUAAAAAGCCUGGAGUCCAGAAAUAGAAACAGUCAAGGCGACGGAGCAGACAACAGUUCGGUGAACCUUGCGACCAGUCCACAAUCUCCUGAAGAGUCCCAAGAUCCACUACCAGGACCAAGCGGUUGCGACACUCAAGCCGCGAGAAGCUUGAUUGAGAUCGCUUUUUCUCAGGCGAUUUCACAAACCAGUCCGCCAUCCAAUGUUGACCUGUCAUCUCCUAGACCAUCUGCCACCUCCUCGUCCGCCCUAGAUUCAGACUACGCUCUCUGCCCAACCUCCUCCAUCGCCUCCCUAGAACCCUCAGGUUCUCAGGGUCGGUUUUACCUAAAAUCUGGGAUGACACUGAAAGAGAUCGAUACGACAGUAAAGAUAGUGACAGAGGCUCACCGGAGCACAGGGGUGAUCCCAGAACAAUCAGCUGAUGAGAUCAAGAGGAAGCAGGCUGAGUACCUGGAGAAGUACAAAUUGAAGACACAGCUGUUCGGGGAAAUGAGAGCCAUUUCCCGGGCCGAGUUUGCGGAGUUUUAUAAGGCAACAGGAAUUGAUAUCGAUGGCCGUCGUGGCGAAAUUGAAGCUGCCAUGGAAUUUUUCCAGAAGAGAAUCGCGUUCAUUGUGGCGUUUGCAAAAGCCAUACCUGGUUUCAAGGAUUUGUGUUUGGACGACCAGGCAUCCCUGAUUAAAGUGUCCAGAUUUGAAAGCACCCUUAUUAGAGCCUACAAGAAAACAUUAGUCAAUUUUAACCAGUCUACUGAAGUACUGGUGACACCAUGGGGUCGGACAUUUCACCUGAGCGAGCUCGAGGGGUUUCUUCCCAAAGAUAUGCUCAAGCUUAGAAUUAAGAUGGCUGUUCGGCUGAAUGCAUUGGGACUCUCACUACAGGAGGAGGCUGUUCUAAGGGCCAUCGUAACAAUGUGCCCAGAUCAGUGUGAGUUGAAUGAUAGAGCCAAAGUGGAGAGCAUUCAGGAGAAGCUGUUUGUGUGUUUACAACACAUGUUGAAUGUUCGCCACGGAGGCACGGGAAACCUGCUCUACAAGAUCAUGGACAUUAUCACUGAAAUGCGCAUUUUGUCGGAAGGCAUUUCUCAGUUCACUAGAAGUGCCUUAAAAGACAUGAACCCUCAUUUCAAGGAGAAAUUCUCAUUGUUAAGAGAAUUUAUUAGCUGAGUAUUGAAUAAAAUCAAGUGUGGUCAGACAAUGUAAUGUGAGCGUUAAGCUUUAAGUUAUUCUAUUCUACAUGUAUUAUAAAGUUUGUGUGUUGUAAGUCAAUUGCUUGACAAGUCAUAUUUUCAAGUAAAGAGUUACUAUUUUCAUCUUUUGCUCAUUUUAAAUCAUUGUAUACACAGGACAUUCAGCGUUUGAAAUGUACUAAACUAGGGUAAGCUCAGUUUAAAAGACACGUACAGUAUUUUAAAUCAAUACAUACACAUGUAUAACAAAUCUUGAGUGAUAAACCUUGAACUACUUACUAAAUAAUGCGUUUAUGGAAAACUUUUUUACUGAUAACAAGAUUGUAACCUUAAGUUUAUAACUGAAAAUAGACAAAUAUUAAAUGACUUGUUGGUUCUAAAAGAGUAACAGUGAUGAAGGUAGAAAAACGUGUUUGCUGCACUUUUCAUUCAAAUUUAAUAUGUUAUUCUUCAUAAGAACCAUUGUUUUCGAUAUUUGUUCAUCCUUUUCAUUGUGGUACAACAUAUCUGGGAGAAUGAGUGCAUCUUUAAAAGGGUAUAAAGUUUAAUGAAAUGUUCUCUAGUUUAAUGAGUUUUCUGGAGAACUGUUUGUGAGCCAUUCAUGGGAGGGGAAAAACGGACAUCCAGAUUAGCACAAAAAGUGAAAUUGCUGUGUGUCAUUUUUAGCUCGACUAUUCAAAGAAUAAGGAGAUCUGUAUAGUAAUCAUCCUAGCGUCGGCGUCACAACUUACUUAGGGUUUUGCAUGUAAGCACCUUUAAGUCAUUUUCUCAGUAAAUACAUCAUUUAUUGCAGUGAAACUUUGGAUAUGUAUUCCCAACUAUCUAACCCACUAAAUUAAUGAUGUUAGAUAACACUUAUUUAAAUAUAAUGCAAGAAAUGGGCCUUUAUUAUUUGACUUAGAAAUUCUAUCAUCAAAUCUACUUAAUUAACCAAGCUAGAUAAAUCUAGUUUGCAUCUAAUGCAAAUAAUUGCCCUUUAUUAUUCGGCUUAGAAUUUCUGGUUAAGGUUUUGCAUGUAAGCAUUUUAUACAAUGGUACUCAACCAUCCAACCUACUUAAUUAACCAGGUUAGAUAACUCUAGUUUGCAUUUAGUGCAAAAUAAUUCAUUAUUCGACUUAGAAAUUCUAGUGAAGGUUUUGAAUGUACCCACAUUUAAGUCAAUAUCUCAGCAAAUACAUUAUGUAUUGCAUUGAAACUUUAUAUGUGUAUUCCAAACUAUCUAACCAACUAAAUUAAUGAAGAUGAUUGCAUCUUUUUUAAUAUAAUGCAAGUUAUGGGCCUUUAUUAUUUGACUCAGAAAUGUGUGUUAAGGUUGUGCAUGUAAUAACACAUAGGCUUAUAUCUCAAUACCUACUUGAUGUAUUGCAUUGAGACUUUGUACAAUUGUAUUCAACAUCCAAUCUUCUUAAAUAACAAAGUAAGAUAACUCUACUUUGCAUUAAAUUCAAAAAAUGAACCUUUUUUAUUCUACAUAGAAAUUCUGGUUAAGAUUUUGCAUGUAACCACAUUUAAGUCAAUACCUCAGCGAAUACAUCAUGUAUUGCAUUGAAACUUUAUACAAAGGCUCCCGACCAUUCAACCUUCUUAAUUAAUGAAUAAAGAUUUUUGCCCCUUUAUUAUGUGACUUAGAUAUUCUGAUUAAGGUUUAGCGUUUUAGCACAUAUAUGUUAAUAUCUCAGCAACUACUUGAUAAAUUGCAUUCAGACUUCAUAUAUUGGUACUUAACCACCCAACCUACUUGAAUAACCUUUAGAUAACUGCAUUUUGCAAAUAAUGACCCUUUAUUAUUGGACUUAAACAAUUUGGUUAAAAUUUUGCAUGUAACAACUUUUAUGUUAAUAUCUCAGCAAAAACAUCAGGUCUUGCAUGGUAAUCUAAUCUUAUUUUACAGUGAUCAAUGCAUAUUUCGCCAAAACUGUUCAAUCCUUAUACUGAAAAGCGGCUGAAUAGUUGAGCGUGACAGCUCUUGUUUUGUUUCAAUUGAUACUCAUAAAAAGUGCAUAAUAUUUAAAUGGCAGCAGUGAAAUGGUUGUGUUUUUUCAGAUUUGUUUAAAUAAUUAUGUUUUAGUAUUUUACUAUAGAAUAAGCAAUUUUUGUAUUAUUUGUUUUGUGUUUGUCUUAUUGCCAAAUUGUGUUGGAGAUCAAUUUAAAUUAUUGUUUAAGGUUGGUUACUUUGUGUGUAAGCUUAUUCAUGCUCGCACUUGAGCCUUGUCCAUUCGGCGAGUGCUCCGAUAAGAUUGUAAGUCAAUUUAAAUUUUGCAAAGCACAGUACACAGACAGAGAAUGUUACUCUGGUUAAAGCUACUCUGGCUCUUUAAUGUGGACCAGAGUAUAGCACUGUUACACGGACCCCCAUUUAACGUCUCUCCCGGAAGACGAUUAAUAUUGUUUUAGUGGUGCGGCGGGGAAUCGAACCUGCGACUCCUGGGUGGACAGUCAGGUGUGUUACCACUAGACUACGGAUCCGCCACCACCUCACUGUAUGAAUUGUGACAAGGUGUGAAGACGUGAGUUUGAAAAUCAAUAUUGUAUUAGACAAUUAUUGUAUUGCAAUAAUAAUAAUUCUUGCCAUUUUGUCUUCUAUAUCUCUUCAAAAAUGUUCUACAUUGUUGCAAUGCACUCUUUAUAUGUAUAUAACAUGUCAAUCACAUAAUUUUAACAAAAGUA